This is a messenger RNA of Mytilus trossulus (common blue mussel), 677 nucleotides long. RefSeq names its product 14 kDa phosphohistidine phosphatase-like. Gene Ontology annotation, biological process: peptidyl-histidine dephosphorylation. The transcript is spliced from 3 exons. Bases 93 to 587 code for a protein of 164 amino acids. Gene Ontology annotation, molecular function: protein histidine phosphatase activity. The record is from RefSeq and is a predicted model, not a curated record. Lineage: Eukaryota; Metazoa; Mollusca; Bivalvia; Mytilida; Mytilidae. Gene Ontology annotation, cellular component: cytosol.
UUACUUCGCUCCACAAAAGGGAAUCCCCUUUUCAGCCAAUCAAAACAUUUACUUUGGAAAACACUUUUUCUAUCAAUGCUGGAAGUCCAUGAAUGCUUUACAGAAAAUUAGCAGCUGAUUCAGGAAGAUUGUAUUAUUAUAGUUUUGGAACAUUAUCAAUUUUUCGACAACAAAGCAAAACAAUGGCGGUAGCAGCCACUGAUAUCGCAUCACCUUCUGCGCACAAAAACCCGAAGUUUACAAAUAUUCCUGAUGUCAAAAUUGAUUCACAUGGAAAAUUUAAAUACAUUCUGAUAAAAGUGCACGACCCAGACAAAGACAGAGAAUUUAAACAUAUCGUCAGAGGUUCUGGUAAAGCUAAUUAUCACGCUGAUAUCUAUGAUGAUGUUGUGCCAGAAAUAGAAAAUGCAGGUUUGGACUGUGAGUGUAUGGGUGGAGGCAGAAUAGAACAUGAUUCGUCAAAGAAGAAACUGUCAAUAUAUGGCCAUUCUCAGGCAUAUGGACAAGCAGAUCACAAAAUAACUGGUGCCCUGUUAGACAAGAAAUACAAAUAUCAGAACAUUUCUAUCAGUUAUGAAGGAUACUAACAUUUUGAUGUGCAAUAGAAGACAUUUUACUUGUAUUUAUUUUGGUGCAUAUUUGUAGAUAUUAUUUAAAUAUAAGACUUGAAAAAGAAA